AUGACUGUCCCUUCAGCGACCGAUAGAGCCAAAUUCGAAACUACGAAGCGUCUUCUUGCUCAGAUCAUCAACGAAGGCCUUGCGAGCGCCACCGUGGAAGAGAGCGUCGUUGAGCCCACGCAGCAACGGCAACGGCAAUUGUGUAUUCAAAACAGCAGUAACAAUGCCGACUCUGAAUGGGUGAAAGUGAAUUUGAAACUAAAUGCGUUUGUUGACGUGGAUCAUGAUGGCAAAGUCAGGUCCCUUGUGUUGCCUGAGAGCUUAGAACCACCGGUGAUAACAAAGAGGCUGAAGCAAGGAGGCGUGAAAGAGGUGUUGAGUCCUGACGAGAUAUUUCGGUUUGUGAUCCCCUGGUUCGUCGGCGCCGUUGGAGAUACGGUGUCUAUAGAUCAGAUUGCAUCGCAAUUCAGGAAUUCCGCCGAGCAUCAAGAGGCACCACUGAAGCCAAUAAAUGGCGUUGAUCUGCCUAGCAUGUUAAUGCCUGAUCUCGCAUUUGUUUCAGUCCCACGAGCUGACAUGCAGGUGGUUGGUCCCUUUGAACAAACCAUUGAGCCAUUGCUUAAGACGCUCGAGGUCGUCGACGAGACAAUAUCGACAGCAGCAGCCGCUGAUAAUGAGAGAAUCAUUGUCCCCUGUUUUGCCCGGCAACUACCAGCUAUCUUUCUUCAUUUUCCCAAUGCAGUUUUCACCAAGUCUGUCGAGAAGUGCGCAGAUGCCCAGGCUUCAAUGCGAACAGUCACGGUCCAUCCCGACCUGAAAUUUGACUACCAUCUUAAGCUCUCUCUUGGAUGUCAGCUCACCUCUGGCCUCAGGCUCAUCGGGCCCUGGGUGGCCAGCGCUGGCCCGAUAUUCUCGGAAUUGCUUGACAAGCUACUCCCUCCAGAUCUCUGGCUCUAUAAGGAAAUUGCAUCCGCCACAGGUGCCCAGGCCGAAUAUAUAAAAGGGGGCCAGCUAUCUUGCAUCCUCAGAGAAGACCUGGAACCACGAGCGAGGUCAAACAACCAGGCUCUGAUCAUGUCAGGAGCGCUGGCUCAGCGGCCCCUGUACCGUGAUAACCGCUCAUACGCCGAGAUAUUGUUUGCUCUUGAGACAGAAGAGGAGAAAAAGUCCUGGUUUGCGCGGUAUCUUGCCUGUGCAUUCAAGAUUAUACUCACUCCGCUAGUUCGUCAUGGGAUUGGGAUGGAAGCCCAUAGCCAGAACCUGGUGGCUCGCGUAUGUCUUCGAACCAAGCAAGUUAUAGGAUUUGCGAUCCGUGAUUUUGGAGGAGUCAAACUGCAUAUGCCAACUCUGGAGAGUCAAGGGUUUGGAAUCGACCCAUCACGGCUGGCUAGGGAUGGCACGGCAAUGACGGAUAAACUAGAAGAUGUUUGGAGUAAAGUGCACCAUGCUCUUCUUCAAAACCAUAUCGGAAAUCUAAUUAGUGCAAUGGGCUUGGAUACGAACGGUGUGGGAUGGGAGAUUGUUCGAGAGGAAUUGGCAACAUCUUUACUCAACGACGAACACUCUGGCACCGCCGGGAGGGAAAUAUACGAAUAUUUCAUGAGGGAAACAAUGCCAUUCAAAUGCUUCCUAAAAAUGAAGAUGGAAGGGAAGUAUCGCGAUUGUAUCGACAGGGACCUCCCUAAUGUUGUGCUGUCUAAAUAG
Molecule: messenger RNA, 1644 nt
Organism: Arthroderma uncinatum
Lineage: Eukaryota; Fungi; Ascomycota; Eurotiomycetes; Onygenales; Arthrodermataceae
Exons: 4
Coding region: 1-1644 (547 amino acids)
Biological process (GO): siderophore biosynthetic process
Source: RefSeq, a predicted model, not a curated record